AAAUAAUGAAUGAAGCACUUUAUCAAGAACCAGAAUUAUUACUUAAAUCCGAUGAUUUUACGUCUUUGGAAGUUGAUACUGUUAUUUGGCUUUUACAACGUGAUGAUUUAGGAAUGUCAGAAUUAGAUCUUUGGUUACGUCUUGUUGCAUGGGGAAUUGGACAACUUCACACGCCUUUAGAUCUUGAUGUAAAAAAAUGGUCAGAUGAAGAAUUUAUUGAAUUAGAAAAUAAAUUACAUCCUUGUAUUCCACAUAUUAGGUGGCGCCACAUUCCAGCUGCAGAAUUUAAAAAACAAGUUUCAAUAUAUGAACGUCUCUUACCAACUGAAUUACAUGAUCCUGAUAUUAGUGGAUCAUCAGCAUUUUAUACAUCACCAACUUAUUCUGUUGUUGCAUCAAGAAUUCAAUCCGUUUUAAUAACCCCAGAUCAUGCAGCAAGAAUUGCAAGUUGGAUAGAUAGAUUAGAUGAUACACCGUUAGAAAAUGAAGAGAAAUUAUACAAGUCAUGGCAUAUUCCAUAUCAAUUUAAACUCGUAGUUCGAGGAAGUCGAGAUCAAAAGUUUCUUCAACAUACUUUGACGUCCAAUCAAGCAGUAGUUAUAAUCAAACCUUUAAAUUCAACAGAAAUUCUUGGAGG
Scutellospora calospora is the source of this 637-nucleotide messenger RNA. The record is from the annotation of a GenBank genome assembly. NCBI's taxonomy places the organism in Eukaryota, Fungi, Glomeromycota, Glomeromycetes, Diversisporales, Gigasporaceae.